Messenger RNA from Capsicum annuum, 2572 nucleotides. Its product is annotated as DNA-directed RNA polymerase III subunit RPC5. Bases 147 to 2054 code for a protein of 635 amino acids. The transcript is spliced from 13 exons. Lineage: Eukaryota; Viridiplantae; Streptophyta; Magnoliopsida; Solanales; Solanaceae. Gene Ontology annotation, biological process: DNA-templated transcription. The record is from RefSeq and is a predicted model, not a curated record. Gene Ontology annotation, cellular component: nucleus; RNA polymerase III complex.
CCCCUUUUAAAUUUCAAUCCUUUCUUUAAUUAGAUUUCAAAGAGGCCUCCAAAGUUUUAACUUGUUAAACCCUAAACCCUUCCUCCCCCAUUAACUUAAUAUUUGGACUUUGAAGUUUCAGUUUUCCGGCAAAGUACGUCUACAAAAUGUCGGAGAUGGAUUUGGACUUGGACGGUCCAAGCAAAGUUCCGACUAGACAAUCCCGCUUUGCUCCCAAAAACUCCAAAUUAAAGCCCCAACCCAAAACUGAAACACUGCCACCAACUGAUUCGGCUAAAAAGGAAGAACUGAAUUCACAACUCCCACUAACAGAUCAUAUAACGGAAAACGGAGCGGCGAAGGUUAAGGAAGACAAUGUGGCAACGGUUAAAGAAGACAAUGUGGCAAUAUUUAAGGAUGAUGCUCCAUUGGACGGAGAGACUACAGGAGAUGAUCUGGUAGAAGAACAAUUCAUGACGGAAGGUGAUAGUAAUGAUGAUGAUGAAGUUGUUCGUGAAAUUGACGUGUGGUAUACACCUUCUUUUGAUCCUGUUAGUAAGCUAUAUGCAUUUCAGUAUCCAUUGAGGGCCGUAUGGCGUCCCUAUGAAUUGGAAGAAAGAUGCCAAGAGGUGAGGUUGAGAGCUUCAACUGAAGAAAUGGAGGUUGAUUUGGCAAUAGAUUUUGAUUCUAAUAAUUUCGAUAGAGACUCUGUCCAUGCAGCAACGAUGAAAAAGCAGACUCUAUCUACAUCAUGGAUGCCAUUACCAACUUGCACCUCUGGCUAUGCUGUUGGGAUCCUCAUUGGUGAUAAGUUACACCUCAAUCCUGUUCAUGCAGUUGUACAGCUGCGGCCAGCACGGCAGCAUCUUAAGGAAAGUGAGUUGAAGAAGAACAAUACCACCAGCAACGAUGAAAAAAGUGUUGAAAAUGAAGACGUCAAGGAGAAAAAGCCUGUGGCUCCAUCAAAGAUGCAGAACAAACCACCUGGGAACUACAAGGAUGUUGGAAAGGAUUGGUUACAUCUAAAAUACCAUGGGGCUAGGAGUGACAUUUCUGCCAGAUGUCUGCAGAAAAUGGCCAUGGAGGAAGGCUCCCAAGUACCAUUUUCAAUGAGCCCGGUUGAUUAUCUGAAUGCCUUGUGUCCUGGAAGACCAGCUGACACUGACAAAUACAAAAAUCUUAGAACAAGGUUGUCUCAGUUACCUCUUGAAGAUCGUGUUAAAACUUGGCUUCUUGAGGGACCUCCAAUUCAUCGUUUUGAUGCUCUAAAGCACCUAGCGCCAGAUACUACCGUUGAUGAGAUUUUGAGAGUCCUCCAACUAAGCGCACAGUUAGUUCAAGGAUUGUGGGUUCCAAAAAGUUCAUUGGUCUAUGGAAAAAAUAGUGGAAUUGAUGUUUUAGCGAGGGAUUUUGUUCUUUAUCAGUUCACCAAGAGUACCUUAAUUAAGAAGUCAGCUUUUGGAAGGAGGCCUGAAUUCAUUAAAGCUGCAACGCAAUCACUAAAAUCAUUAGCUAUUGAGAGGCCUGACCUGAAUGAUUGGAAGCUCAAAGAGCAUCCUGACAAGAAAUUUGAAAACCUUUACGGUGAUGUUGUGAGAGAGCAGCAAGCUACAUGGGAGCGUGUGGGGAAACAGAUUAAUGAUAUUUUGCCUGGAAACAAGCCUAUUAUGAAGAAUCCUUUAAACCCAAAGGAGGAGCACAGUUUCCCACAAAUUUUGAAGUCAUUUCCUCAAAAGGGAGCUCCAAAGAAAGCUACAACUGAAGCCGUUGGUGAUCCACCUCCAGAGGAGAAACAGGCAGUGAUUGAUCAGGUUGCUGUAAAUAUCCAUGGUGUCAAUGUUCUGAAGUCAUCGCCAGAUAAUCCACAGUAUGACGCGUUUAGGAAAGUUGUAAUUGAUCUUUUUAUGGCUAAAGGGCCGAGUGCAAAGCUAAAGAAAGCAUCUAUACUUGCAGCUGCCAACUUGCAACUGGGAAGGGAUGUCACCAUUGUUGAAUUUCAAAAGGUUAUGAAGGAACUAUGUCGUUCAGAUAAUGCAGCAUGGGUUUUGAAAAGUGAUGACGAGAAUCCACAAUAGUCUGCGAUCUUAAAUCCAAGUUGUACAGGUCCUGGGAAGUUCAAUGUUAGUUGCGGAAAUUCUCAAUACUGAGGAGGAAGUUGGGCUUUGUUUGAGGUUUCCCUUUACUCGUGAGAAGCAUAAUUGUUUAGUUUUCGGGUUAUACAAUGUCUCAGGUAUAUGGUUGAGCUGUUGGUAGGAAACGCCUUGCAUUGCAGAUCUGGAAGAAAGUUUACGAGAUAUCACGAAGAAAUUGAACAUAUAUAUAUAUAUAUAUAUAUCUUUACUGGUCUUAGGGAAGUUGAAGUAACACUCUCUUGGGCAAAGAAAUCUGUUUAUCUUUUUCCUGCUUCUUAUUGCCCUUUUUGUUCAAUCUUUUCAUUCAAUUUGUUUAAAUUUAUUGACCUCUUCAAGUUGUUCAAUUUAGUUCAUAUGAAUAGUACAACACCUUGGACUGACUAGCCUAUACUUCCAUUGAUUUUAUUACAAACAAUGGACAAUUUACAUUCAUUAGUCUUAUAAUUUUAGUUUUCAUCCUC